This is a messenger RNA of Podospora pseudocomata, 3032 nucleotides long. RefSeq lists its product as uncharacterized. The coding region runs from base 516 to 2792 and encodes 758 amino acids. The transcript has 2 exons. NCBI's taxonomy places the organism in Eukaryota, Fungi, Ascomycota, Sordariomycetes, Sordariales, Podosporaceae. The record is from RefSeq and is a predicted model, not a curated record.
GUGAUGGGGGAUGGGUGGUAGGGAAGGGAAGAGAUGUCCUCAAAUCAAUAAAAUCACAAGGCUGACUCCCUAUUCCUUGCCAGUUAUUCCCAAAACAGCUGCCCGUUCAAGUCCGAGUGCACAUUUGAGCAGAAAACCUGUGCUCGGUCCGGGGCCAAGAUGGUGGGGGGCUUUCCGGACAAUUUAAUCGUGCCUUAGUUCGGUCUGGCGGCAUUAUUUCUGUACAACCCGCCGCAACGUCAGCGCCAUCAUGAAUUGGUGGAGGCAGCCGUCUAAUUGCAGGGUCAAGCAUAUCACUUGCCUUGUGAAGCCGCGCAAGUCAUCAAGUGCUUUUUUCGUGAUGCUUUCCUUUGUGGCAUUGCUUCCUGCAAAUGCCUUGGCUCCAAUUACCAGGUACCUCGAGGUAUAAGUAUACCCCUUGAUUCGGCCCCUGAGUGGUGUAGUUCACCACCAAUCCCCUCAUCCAAACACCAAAACACACAUACCGCUAUCACCAGCCCUACAUUGCAAGGCCAAUGGAUUCCUUACACGAGCAGCAGUUCCACAUCCGUGAUCUUCCCACGCGGACUGUCACUCUCUUCCCAACCAGAGCACAGGUUGUCAGAGACAUCAAAGAGGUUGCCCUGAAGCCGGGAGCCAACGAGAUCGCCGUGGUGGGAUUAUCUCCGACUGUUGACGAGGAAUCUAUCAAAGUCGAGGGCAUUGGUUCAGCCAUCAUCACCGAUAUCACCAUUGAGUUGCUCCCCAAUCGUGACAUCUUUGAGGAGAUCUAUCCUGAUUCCGACUCGGACUCGGAAGAGGACGAGUCCGAGGAGGAUGACGAGUUCACAAGGAAGGCCAACGACGAGCUCAAGGCAGUGCGUGACUCUCUCCAGACAUUGUAUGACAAGAGAGACCGCGAGGAUGAGAUUAUCGAGAGUGCUAUCAAUCGCCAAGGUUUUCUCGAGUCCUAUGGCCGCUCAUUGGAGAAGAAGAAGGGCAACUUCAACAUUGAUGACAGCCUCGAGAUGUAUCGCAAGGAGCGGGACAAGACCUUCGAGGAUAAGAUGAGCGCCACCAUUCGGAGGCGCAAGAUUGCCGCAGAGAUCGACAAGCUUCAGCUGGAGGAGGCACGGCUGCUCAAGUUGGAGGCAAAGGAACAGGCCAGGAUCAACAAGGCCAAAGCAAAAGUCCAAAGGGCAAAGGACAAGGUUAGAGCUCAGAAGCUCCGGCGCAGGGCCAAAAAGGAGAAGGAGAAGGCCCGCAUUCGCAAAGAGCGGGAACAGUUUUGGCCCAAAUCAUGCUAUACUAUCCGCGUCACGCUUGAUGCUACCAGUCUGUCCCCUUCCUCGUCACGCCGGAGCUCGGUUGUCAGCGCUGCUGAUGUCAAACUCGCCCCUGAAAAGCACAUGGAAGAUACCAUCACGUACUGCGAUCUGUCUCUCAGCUACGUCACCACGUCUGCUUUCUGGUCGCCCAGUUAUGAUUUGGCCCUGUCCACCACCACCAACUCGGCCAUUCUCUGUUUCGAUGCCCAGCUGACCAACAUGACCUCGGAGACUUGGACCAACGCCAAGGUGGUCCUGAGCACAUCGCAGGCUAGUUUCUCUGGCCUCCACGACGAGUCCCCAAGGCUUUUGCCUUGGCGGAUCAAGCUAGGUGGCCGCGCUGCCCAUUUUACCAGCGACCAAGCCAUUUACAGUCGUGAGGAGAGGACACAGAAAGAGAUAUGGAACGCGGCGCAAAAUAAUUCCCAGCAGCAAAAGCCGCGCGCUGAGCUGUUUGGCGUCAGCAAACCACAGCCACACCGUCAAUUUUACACGCAGGGUGGGGGGGAGGAGGUUGCUUUUGCUCUGCUUGGUAAAGCCUCACCACCUCCACCACCACCGAGCAACCCAGCGUCGUUAGCGUAUCGUAUAGAGGAACCAGACCUAGCGAAAGGGCUAAAUCUGCGCUCCGCAAACAUGUCGGCAAUGAGCAAACGCCGCAGGAGCGGAAAUCCCCCCGACGGUGCAGUGUCAGAGUCGAUGGAAUACGAAGACUACGACGCCCAAACCGUCCUCGAGCCCACCCCCGAGGUCUCCUUCCAGGACUCCUCCUUUGAGGAAACCGGCCUCACCGCCACCUACGACCUCCCCAACCCCAAGACACUGAGGCCGAGCUCGACCGCCUCCAAGCAGCGCGUCGCGAGGAUCACCUUCUCCAACGUCGUGUUCGCCAGGACCGUCGUGGCCAAGUACAAGCCUGCCGCGUACCUCAAGGCCAAGCUCCGCAACACGAGCAAGCUGACGCUGCUGAAGGGCCCGACGGGCCUGACGCUGGACGGGACGUUCAUGGGCCGGUCUACGCUUCCGAGGUGCAGCGCCGGGGACAUGUUCAAGAUCCCGCUGGGUGUUGACCCUGCCAUCAAGGUUGCCUACCCCAAGCCGGAGGUCAAGAGGAGCACCACCGGGGUGUUCACCAAUAGGAAUAACAGCGUUUACACCCGGGCGAUCACUCUGGUCAACACGCGGGCUGCUCAAGGGGCCAAGCCGGUCGAGGUGUUGGUGUUGGAUCAGGUUCCCGUCAGCGAGGAUGAGAAGCUGAGGGUGGAGCUGCUGCACCCGAGGAUGAGCGUCAGCGGAGAGGGUAUGUCGGCCGGAGUGCCGGGUAAGGACGGGAAGGAGGAGGCCAACUGGGGCAAGGCGGUGUCGUUUUUGAAGAAGGGCGGGGAGGUGAACUGGGAGGUGGUGCUCAACGCGGGACGGAGCGUCAAGUUGACGUUGGAGUACACCAUCGAGAUGCCGUCUGGGGAGAAGGUGGUGGAGUGCUAGUGGCUUGCUUUCCUUCUGUCAAGGAGACGCCGAAUGAUGGCGUGUUUAUCUUUCCAGAACCAGAUAAGAAAGGGGAAGAAAAAGUAAGGUCAAGUAGUUUUCUUUGAGCGAGGUUUAGCUGAAGUUCCAGCAGGGGUGUGCGUCUUAUUGGUUGAUAUACGGUUGGGACGGGAUGUGAUAUAAGGCAAGUACCGUUUAAGAUAGGCGAAUGCAAGCGUUUCCAAACCUCUGGGAUUGCCA